GAACUGUCAGUCGGUGAAAACUCAGGCAAGGUCCGUAAGCGAAAACGAUUUUAUCCGCUGUUUUAAUUAUUAUAAAGGGAGUUAAAUAAAUCAUUCAGAGUACAGAAACUGCUGCAGCGAUUGUUUUGUCGAACAACCGCAACCGACCUGGUGUUCGUUUUUACCAAGGCAAUGGAUUUGCUGAUUUCUGAAGCUCCAGCACUUACCCAUUAUUAUGCCGCAGUAUAAGAGUCAACUGGCUGCGCUGAUUAAAGGACGUGGACAGGCCGGUUUCAGCGAGUAUGAAGUGUUGAAAAUAUUUUGCGACGUAUGUGAAUCAUUGGCCCAGUUGCACUGUUGCCAAGCGCCGGUCAUCUAUCGCGAUUUGAAGGUGGAAAAUGUGGUCCAGAAUGAUAUGGGACGGUUUAUAUUGGCUGAGUCGGAAACGGCCACGACACGAUUCCUAAAUCCCAUGGCACAUGGCAAGAAAAUUGUAGAGGAAGAAGUUCAGAAGUACACUUCGUCGUCCUAUCGAGCGCCAGAAAUGGUUGACUUGAAUUCUGGUCACAGCAUAACUACUAAAGUUGAUAUUUGGGCACUAGGAUGCAUGCUGUACAGGCUCUGCUUCGGGGUGAUGCCAUUCGGUGAGAGCUCCAAAGCGAUUCUACACUGUCAGUAUACAAUUCCAGAAAAUAGUAAAUAUUCACCGGAGCUGUGUCAGUUAAUUCGUUUUCUGUUGGAACCUGAUCCCGAAAAACGUCCGAGCAUCUAUCAAGUAUGCGAGUUUGCCUUCAAAACUGCCGGUAAAGAUAACCCAUUAAGAGUAACACUUGAUCGACAAAAAUCGCAACCGACAACGGUUUCCAGCAACAUUUCUGAUCAGUCUGACCGGAGGCUGCAGUACCAGACCAUCACGGCAACUAUGAGCGGUACUAGCGUCGCCCCAAGAUCCAGACCAAAGGCACAACAAACCAAUACAGGGUCUGGUUUUCAGCUUGGACCCUUAAACGCAUCACCGAAGAAUGUCGUUUCUCCAACUUUAGGCAUAGAAGCAGUUACUGCAGGAAAUGGGCUCGAGAAAAAUAAUUUUGUCGCUAACUUCAGUGGAAACUUUCCUACGUCAAAGCUGGGUUCUAAAAGUCCGGCGGCCGGAAUGGUCAGAGAACAAAUGCAGCCCAUGGGUAGCGGUGAGCAGCAGCGCAAUUCAAACGAUUUGAGUUACCGGUUUUACCAAACGGACUCCAAACAUCUGUUUGUUCCAUCAAUGGACGCAACUGGCUCGAAGGAAAAAUCUACCGCCGCCUCUCCAGCAUCGUUACUGCUAUCACCUUUCGAACCCGAACAACCUUCAUCGUCCUCUUCUUCGACGCGCCCUAGGCCAACAACACUAAUGCCAUCAACAGUUGUACAUCCAUCCAAAUCAUCUCUUCUGCAACAGCAACACGUCCUGAGUAACUCUAACAGCGAAAAAUCACUCGUUUCUCCCGUCUCUGGAUCGACCUGGAAUCCAUUCGGAGAUCCUUCUUCAUUCAGUCCUAAUUCAACGCUCACCGAAGAUCAAUUAUUCGGUGCCGAGUUCGAUAAGCUCCGCCUUGAAGGCGGUAGUCAAACGUCGAUCGUAACAUCCCCAGAAGAGAUGAAAUCUGAACGAGGCGCUACGACGGUACCAGCUGUGUGGCUUCUGCAACCACAACAUCAGCGGUUCUCGCUUCCGAUCUUAUCUCAGGCCGCCUCCACUGGUGCCUUAGCUUCGUCUACCAUGCCGAAUCAUGAAGUUGUGCCCGAAGAGGAUCCGUUCGGGUCAGCACCAUUCACGCUGCCAAAGAGAUUGAAAGACAAAGCAGGUCGCUCGUCCAAACUGACCUCAAAGCUAAGUGAAGUGAUCUCCAGUGCUGCAGCUGGCAGUGGCAAUCUCUGGAGACACUCUACCGGUGGGGGUAAGGAAAGUUUAAUUUCAACAUCGGUUGAACAUACGGGAGUGCCAUGCGAGAAUGGCAGCGGGCCAAACGGGGAACUAGAAGGGGUUGAUAAAUCGGCACUGUUGGGGAUCAAGCUGGACGAUUUGAUUAGUGGUGGCGAAAAGGGAUCGCCCAAUUUUAUAAAGUUGCCGCUCGAUGAUAGGAACAAGUACGAGAAGUUAAACUCAAACGAUGUGACGUCCGAUGAUAGUGAUUCGGAGUUCUAUCCGGAUUCGGUAGGUGGAGUAAAGAAGCAAAGUUUCAAACAGUUUGUCGAGAGUAAUAUACCAGAGAAGUUGCAAGCGGUGUAUCAUAAGGUGGAUAAGGGACAGAUAAAAAACGUACAGAUAGUGAAAAAGUUGCGUGGUAAGGUUGUGACUAAGGAUGACGCUAAGAAGAGUCACCAGAGGACGGGUAGGUCUAAAGGAAAACUCGACAAAGGAUCGAUAGAUGAGCGGAAAGAGAAGGGUGGAGAAUCUGACGAUUCUAUUGGAUCGGCUAGUGAUUUGAGGGCGAACGAUGAUUUUGUGGAGGGAGAAGAGAUUGAUGGAGUCAAGGCGACUACUGGCAAACCGGUGAAAAGAUUCAACCGCCUUACUUGUGGAGAAGGAAGCGUAGAUGAUUGUAUUAGUGAAAGUAUUAAAACGUGCGGAUCAAGUGCCUAUCAUGCCGAAUGUGAGAGUGUGACAACAAACGAAGAUGACACCAGUCGAAUAGUAACAAGAGUACGGGUCAAAAAACGUGAACAUGAUUCCAAGCAUAGCGUUAUUGAUGAGGACGACUCAGGCGAAGAGGACAUGGUUCAAGGCGACAAACCACUGCUUCUCGACGACGAGCUUGACUAUGAGUCUGCUCCCGAAAACAACUCUAGCAGCGAGGAAGUACUGAUGGAUCCUUUUACGCCAGAAUCUCUUCCGGACGAAUCUGAAAAGCAGACCGAAGAGGAUGAAAUCGACCUGGAUCCAUUCGCGAUGGCUCCGUUUCGCAAGCCAGCUGUUCCAAAGCGUAACAGUAUUAAGUACGUUCCAAACGUUCAUCCAAUUCCCGAGGCUUGUCCGGCUAUUCCUGUUCCUUCAUUACCAACUGCCGCCAGCGAUUUCUUUACAUCUACACCUGUUAAACCGACGCAUAAUCGAUCACAGCCUGAAGUAGAGCUUUUUGGAAAGUCACCGAUUUCUAAUAUUCAACCUGUAACAGUCGUACCAGAAAUCACACCUCAGUGUGAAAAAUCUCCCAAACCCCGUACUGACAUCUUUGGCCUAGAACCGUUCCCUCCACUUAUUAUUUCACAACCGGUAUCGGUCCCAAAGCCGAUCCCAGAAAGUGUAUCAAUUCCAACGGUGACCGUAGAACCGGGAUCCGUCGCGUUAACACACAUCAUUCCAAAUACAAUGGCAGCCGUUCCCGUUGUUAAACAGGAACCGCUACCGACUGUGGUUCACCACCAGCAUCAAAGUUCUCAACUGAAUGCCCGAUUAAGCUACAUUAACUUCAGCCAAGUCUCGGCACAGGGAGGCGGCAGCAUUUUGCCGGACAACAACUAUGUCAAUUUUGAUCCCGACGAUGAUGAUGUAAGGAAACUGAAAUCGGAUGACUAUGACGAUAGUAGUGAUGCGGUUGUGAAGAGUUCCUCCAAAGCUGGUGGUUUUCUCAGUAAGAAAGAGAAGGUUAAAUAUAAUUCCCUUAAAGAUAAAACCUCAGUCAAUAAGGAUGAUUCAAUAAGUAUCUCAACGGGGGCCACUACCACCGGGAAUCACGUGCUGGUGAUCCCAGCCAAAUUAAGCCAAAAAGUUAAAGUAAACGUCGGUGGUUACAAAAAAGUGUCGCUCAAAAGCAGCAAAAAAGAUAAAUCCAAUGGCAGCGGGCUGGAAAAGUACGAAGCCCCAAUCGGUAAGCCGCAGUCGUCCAAGGUGAGCAAAAAGAUGGGUUUCAGCAACAUGAGCUUCGAAGAUUUCCCCUCAGAUGAGCUAGUCGAGGAGCAACUUUCGCCAUGCGCCCGUCAAACAGGCACCGGAAGUAAAUUGAUGAAAAUCGCCCCCUUCGAAGUAGUGCGAAACGAAAAAAUGUUACUGGAAGCGGAGAAGAAGUUUGGGUCGCUGAAGCGGCGCAGUAAUCCGUUCUCCUGAUUAUACGCUGAAUCUCAGAAACGAAAGAAAUAAGCUGAGUGCAGGCUACACAAGUAUCUCAGAUACCUUUUAAAAGUGGUAUAUACUAAAAUGAUUUGUUAUUUACUGGUUAUGUAAAAGUGCUAGAAAUUAGCCCUUGAGCAUCUAUAGAUUUUAAGAUAUAACGUAGAAAUAAGUGCUAAUUAUGUUUUGGUUAUGUAUUGUGUAUAUUACAGCAGCAGCUAUUUGGAAGUGUUGAAAGGCAGCGAUACAGUGAGACUAAUCGUAACGAUUAAAGCAUCAUGUAUAGUAUAAGUUGAUAGCACUAUAAUUCAGGAGAAAUACCCGAUCAUCAAAAUGUCUUGAGUUCUACCAAAGUUAUAGUUGGUGAGUGUUAUGCCUGUGGAAGUUUUUUGCAUAUUUAGGAUUGCAGUGAUGUCCAAAAACCAGUACAAGAGUCGUUGACUCAGCGUAUAUGACUAUUGCAGGAAUAGUACAAUGAUAGAUUCAAAAUUUGUGUUCUAGCCCACACAUCUGUUAUUUGUAGUAGGUGCAACAAUCCUUCUGUAUGUUGCAGCCACACGAUUCCUGCUGGUUAGUACUCGAACCAUAUCUCAAUCAUGCAUUUAUAUUGAAUUUAUCAUGAGGAUCAAGUCUAGGAUGCUACCAAUUGUUUAAUCUUAUUGGAGCUGAAAAAUUGUUAUUUACUUUAUUGUUAUUAAGCCAGGUCAAAGGAGUUAGGUUUUUUUUUCAUCACGAAAUACUUAACCUCAACUGGAUGUUGCACCGUAAAAUAUUUUGUUUUCAUCACGAAAUAAUUCAGAGCCUUUUCUUUUUAACCGGAAUAGAAAGGUCAAUAUCUCUUUAAAAGACGUUCAUUUUCCUACAAGAACCGUAGCCUCGCUGAACCGUCCAUUAAACUCGUCUGUCUUUUUGAAAAUACCUUUGCGACGACUACGAUAUCUCAGAAACCUUCGAAUCAACUUUACGCCAAAGAAUCUAACUCCUAGCAUAAAGAACAGACGUCCAUCUUGAGCGUUGUAGUUGUGGUGUGAGAUAUUACCACCAGGUCACAUGGUUAUAUCUCUGAACUAACCAGAUAUUCCUUUAAAUGUUUACACAAUUAUAGUUUUAUUAAUUUAUUUGUUCGGUCCCGGAUGUCUGGUCUCUGUGACGUAGUUUGACGAGUGAAUGUUUUACCACGUGUUCUAUCGUAUUUUACACUCCAAUAGAAAUACAGAGAUUUUACGAAGCAGAACCUGUCCUUGCAAUUUAACAUUUCAGUCGUGCAUUGGACCGCGUUAUUGUAAACAACACUGGUGUUCUUCGUAGUUCGUUCUGGUUUUUGGGUGAACUUGAUUAUAUACAACAUUCAUGUACACCAUGUUGAUAAACCUUGAUGGUAUACCAUUUACGGAGAUUGUUAAAUUUUAAUUUUUUGACCGAUUCCCAUCUAUCAUAAAUGAGAGAACCUGACUGUAGUAGAGGAUUAACAAAUGUUGUUAAGACUCUUUCCUGGAAUGAGUAAUUGGACAUCACUGGCGGGAUUUAGACAAACAAAGGAGUAAACGCUUGUGAAUCAAAUAUUGUAACAUUAAACGGCAGUUUUAGAAAAACAAGCAUGAAAUUCGUAUUCUUAUGCAGCUAUCUCAAUGUAUACAGUAAUCGAAAAAGCAACAAAAAUAAACAUUCUAUAUAUUUAUAUUCUAUAAAA
Messenger RNA from Topomyia yanbarensis, 5756 nucleotides. RefSeq lists its product as uncharacterized. The transcript has 4 exons. The record is from RefSeq and is a predicted model, not a curated record. Gene Ontology annotation, biological process: protein phosphorylation. Gene Ontology annotation, molecular function: protein kinase activity; ATP binding. Bases 215 to 4063 code for a protein of 1282 amino acids. Lineage: Eukaryota; Metazoa; Arthropoda; Insecta; Diptera; Culicidae.